CAGACACCUUAAAUUUUGUGAUUAUUUUAACGCUUAUUUCCCUCAAGAUGGUAAAGUCAGUGAUUACGUUAAGAUCACAUGUCCAAUGUUAAUAUUGCACGGGGACAGGGACCCGAUGAGUACGAUAGAGCACCCGGAGACUUACAUGAAGCACAUAAAGUCGGCAAAACUACACCGAUUCCCAAAUGGCAACCAUGACUUACACCAAAGAUAUUCGGCUUCAUAUAAAAAACUUGUUGAAGAAUUUCUGCUCAAU
Oppiella nova is the source of this 256-nucleotide messenger RNA. The record is from the annotation of a GenBank genome assembly. Lineage: Eukaryota; Metazoa; Arthropoda; Arachnida; Sarcoptiformes; Oppiidae.